Molecule: messenger RNA, 1575 nt
Organism: Blepharisma stoltei
Lineage: Eukaryota; Ciliophora; Heterotrichea; Heterotrichida; Blepharismidae
Source: the annotation of a GenBank genome assembly
AUGGGAACAUUUUUUCAACUCGUGCUAUUAGGCCUGACAUUUGCCUCAGUUCUUCCCCCAGAUUUUGCAUGGGGUACUGCAAUUGCAGCAUUUCAAGUAGAAGGCGCUUGGAACAUAUCAGGACGUGGGGUAAGUAUUUGGGAUUAUUUCCAAGAUUUUCCAGGCCGAAUUUACGACAAUGAGACAGCUCACAUUGCUGAUGAUUUUUACGACAGAUACCCCGAAGAUAUAAAAAUCCUUCAGCAAUUAGGCAUACACAACCUAAGGCUCUCCAUUUCUUGGACUCGUGUGCUUCCAGCUGGGACUCCCGAAAACCCAAAUUCUGCUGGGAUCCAGUUUUAUAACGAUCUCUUUGAUGCAUUACUCGCUGCCAAAAUUGAGCCUUAUGUAACUCUUUAUCAUUGGGAUCUCCCACAAGUAUUCAAUAAUUUGACAGCUCAAAGCACAUGGCUUGAUCCUGAUAUGCCGAAUAAAUUUAAUGCUUAUGCUGAUUUUUGUUUCAGUACUUUUGGAGCUAAAGUAAAGCAUUGGGUGACGAUGAACGAAAUUAUGAGUUUCGCAUGGCAAGGGUAUGGCUGGGGAAUUGCUGCGCCAGGAAGAUGCAGUCCAAGUGUAGGCUCAUGGUGUGAGCAAGUAGGAGGGGGAGGAAACACUUCGACUGAGCCUUAUAUUGUAGCUCAUCAUGCCUUAUUAGCUCAUGGUCUUGCUGUACAGACUUAUCGCCAAAAAUAUCAAGCCUUGCAAAAAGGGAAAAUCGGCUUAACCAUUAAUACUCGCUUUCAUUUGCCAUGGGACUCUUCAAAUCCUGAUGAUUAUAAAGCAGCACAAACUGCAAUCGCUUUUUCAUAUGGCUGGAUAGGAGAUCCAGUUGUAUUUGGAAGGUAUCCUGAAGAAAUGACUGAGCUGAUUACAGGAAACCGACUCCCAGAAUUCACUCCUGAACAAAGUGCUUUAUUGAAAGGCUCUUUUGACUAUUUAGGGCUGAAUUACUAUACUACAGAUUAUGCUCAAUGAACAGGAGAGAUUGGAGACAAUUAUUGAAAUGAUGGGAGAUAUAAUGUCAGCCCUUAUAAUAAAACUGGGCAUUUAAUUGGACCGACAGCACAAUCUUCAUGGCUUAAUGUUUACCCUCAAGGAAUUAGAGGAAUUUUGAAUUGAAUCAAAAAUAGAUAUGGGGAUCAUGAAAUUUAUGUGAUGGAGAAUGGAGUUAGCGAUCCUGGAGAAAGUCAAAUGUCUGAAGAAGAAGCUUUGAAUGACACGUUUCGGAUAGAUUAUAUAUAUAACCAUAUCAUGAAUAUGGUUGAUGCUAUUGUAAAUGAUGGAGUUAGGGUAAAGGGAUAUUUCUUGUGGUCACUUAUAGAUAACUUUGAAUGGGCGGAUGGGUUCAAUACGAGAUUUGGAAUCACAUAUGUGAAUUAUAGCCAAAACUUGACUAGAGCAAUUAAAAAUUCAGGGUAUUUGUAUCAGAGUUUAAUUGGUUACUUAGGAACUCAUAGUUUUGAGGAAGCUCAAAAUGCCUCGAUAAAUGCAAUUACUGAAAAACCAAUAAUAUCUCCUAAAUUUUUAUCUCCAUAA